Messenger RNA from Mesorhabditis spiculigera, 663 nucleotides. The record is from the annotation of a GenBank genome assembly. NCBI's taxonomy places the organism in Eukaryota, Metazoa, Nematoda, Chromadorea, Rhabditida, Rhabditidae.
AUGUGGGUGGACCCGAAUCGGACGGCCGACGUGCGAUGUCGAGCAAGGCGAGUUUUUGGAUGCUAUAAAUACAUCCAUCCACUCAAAGCCGAGCCUCUCGAAUGGUUUGCCGUUGAGGGCACGGUUACGGUGGACUGCGACUUUGUGAAGAGCGAAUGUUUCAAGAAGGGCGGUACGGGCGAGGCGAGCGUCGAGCACUGGAUGCACACCCAAAUCGUCGAGAACAAUAAAAGCACGGUACCACAGAAAAAGCCACCGGUGAAAAGCGCCCGUCCAGAUGUGUUCAUGUUCGUCUUCGACUCCGUAUCAUCUACCCAAGCGAGACGGUCCCUGCCGAGAUCGUUGAGUUUUCUGGAGACGAAAUUCGGGGGUCGUCAUUUUCACCAUCUGAACAAAGUGGGCGACAACACGAGACCAAAUGCGUAUGCAAUGUUUCUCGGGUGGAGAAUCUACGCGAUUCGGCGAGAUUCGGUGGGCGGGGUGAAUGCGGACUCGGACCAUCCGGACGUAUGCAAAUAUGCCAGGGACAACGAUUCGGUCAUUUUUCGGGAAUACGAGAAAAUUGGCUACAAAACGAUGUACAGUGAGGACUACGGUAGCGGGACCGCAUUCUCGUGGAAUUGCAAAGGGUUCAAGAAUCAGGAGGCAAACCAUCUCUUUCGG